CCCCGGAGCCGGCCAGCUCUGUGCCCCACGGGUGAUUCAAGGGUUGCCCUUCCCUGCCCUGGGCUCGCCUCCCCCACCUCCUCCUCUGCUUCACUGUCCCGGGCCCAGCAGUUGCCGGCGCACUCAUGCUCCGAGGCCUGAGCCAACCGAAGGCGAGGCAAGCACGGGGCCCUGCGCGCAACGCGGCACCUAAGGAGGCCUGCCCGGUGCAGACUCUCCUGCUCCCACCGGCGCCCUUCCCUCUAGAAACGUCGAGCGAACUGGAGCUAGUGGCGCCCCCACCCAACGCCACCUCGGAGACUCGGGCUCCUUCUCUCUCAACUUCGAACAAUACAGAGUGUGCUACGAAAAGACAAGAUGGCGCCCAGCAAGAGGAGCGGAGAAAGGGGUGUAAAUCUUACUUCCAAACUGGAAGCGCCAACAAAGGCGUGGGAGGUCUAACUGCGCAGGCGUGCAGCUUCGGCAAGCUUCAGAAUUCCAACUGCCGGGCGCGUCCAAAACGUGGUCCCUGACUGAGACUUAUUUUACGCCACUAGAGCGGGGGUGGGUAGCGUCAGAAAGAGCGAGGAGCAGGGGACGGGCCAGCUUCGCCGCGGGAAAAGAACGGGAGGCGGAGUGUCCGCAGCGCGCACGCGCAACGAAAGUCAAUGGCGGUCUGGAGAGACUGGCGGAAGCUAGCUUUGCAAUAUGGCGGCCGAGGCAGAUGGACCGCUUAAACGGCUGCUCGUGCCGAUUCUUUUACCUGAGAAAUGCUACGACCAACUUUUCGUUCAGUGGGACUUGCUUCACGCUCUUGGGGUGAAGCCUUAUUCCUGAUGCUCCAGACGAUCACCAUCUGCUUCCUGGUCAUGCACUACAGAGGACAGACUGUGAAAGGUGUCGCUUUCCUCGCUUGCUACGGCCUGGUCCUGCUGGUGCUUCUCUCACCUCUGACGCCCUUGACUGUAGUCACCCUGCUCCAGGCCUCCAAUGUGCCUGCUGUGGUGGUGGGGAGGCUUCUCCAGGCAGCCACCAAUUACCACAAUGGGCACACAGGCCAGCUCUCAGCCAUCACAGUCUUCCUGCUGUUUGGGGGCUCCCUGGCCCGAAUCUUCACUUCCAUUCAGGAAACUGGAGAUCCCCUGAUGGCUGGGACCUUUGUGGUCUCCUCACUCUGCAACGGCCUCAUCGCCGCCCAGCUGCUCUUCUACUGGAAUGCAAGGCCUCCCCACAGGCAGAAAAAGGCGGAGUAGAGCCAGCUACUGGAGUCAUUCCGUUUCCACUCAUUCACCCAACCUCAGGGUUCUCCCCAUCUGAGCCAGCCUGCUGGUGUGACUUACUCAUCCUCCAUUCCUCUGCAUUUGCAGACUUUCUAAGCCAGGGUUGGCUGUAGUGGAAACAAAUGGUUGAUGGAUCCAGAUCCUUAAGAAAAGGAGAGGAUGGGGGUAGAGUCUCCUAAGCCAAAAUUUUGACAUUUGAGUGCUUUUCUAAGCCCUGUACAUGAACUAUUAACUCAGUCAUUCAGCCAAGCCUCCUCCUCUAGCAGCAGUUUCCAGCUGUUUAACACUAUCCUGGGUAAAUGUUUUACGCUGUCCUCCAGCCUCCCUGCUUCCCUUCUGGCCUUAGAAGAUGGAGCCUGGAAGGCAGAGUGGAGGGGACUGGGGGCCUGUGGCUGCCUCCCCGCCUCAGCCUGGCUGGGACUGUCUCCCAGACCCCAGUGCUGAGGUGGGGGAAGGGGGACGGAGAAUGACUCAGGCAGGGCCCCAGGGUGGGGUGAGGAGGUUCCUGCUCUGGCAGGUCUAGGCGGAAGGGAGUGGAGAUGGGGCUGGUUCCUGCUGCAGUGAGGGGAACAGAUGGGACAAUAAAGACUGGAGACUCAGUUGACUAAUACAAAACUGUGUUUAAUACUA
This is a messenger RNA of Mandrillus leucophaeus (drill), 1889 nucleotides long. It is a transcript of the gene MPDU1, whose product is annotated as mannose-P-dolichol utilization defect 1. Gene Ontology annotation, biological process: oligosaccharide biosynthetic process. The transcript is spliced from 5 exons. Bases 750 to 1232 code for a protein of 160 amino acids. The record is from RefSeq and is a predicted model, not a curated record. NCBI's taxonomy places the organism in Eukaryota, Metazoa, Chordata, Mammalia, Primates, Cercopithecidae.